Parasteatoda tepidariorum (common house spider) is the source of this 1557-nucleotide messenger RNA. RefSeq names its product Chitin binding Peritrophin-A domain-containing protein Gasp (gene Gasp). NCBI's taxonomy places the organism in Eukaryota, Metazoa, Arthropoda, Arachnida, Araneae, Theridiidae. Gene Ontology annotation, molecular function: chitin binding. The record is from RefSeq and is a predicted model, not a curated record. Gene Ontology annotation, cellular component: extracellular region.
GGCUAGGUCACGGUCGCAGUGAAUGGCUGGAAGUUGAGCCGCUACAAAAACUGUCUGCUACCAGAAAGUAGCCACAUUUUCGCUACGAACUCUCGUCCAGGACAGACGAUUUUUCCAUUUGCUCCUUUGCUUGGGUCUCACGCUUCUCUUGCAACACCCAGGGAAAAAUCAAUUAAAUUUUUCAAAACAAAAUAAUCAUGAAGACUAUUAUUUCACUAUUAUUGGUGGCACUAGCAGCUUGUGCUUUGGCCCAAAGGGACGACUUCGACUGUCCUGACAACUUCGGUUUCUACCCUCACUUCAGAAGUUGUGACAAAUACUGGGCUUGCGAGAACGGAACGGCUACUCUGAAAGUAUGCGGCAACGGUCUUGUUUUUGAUGAUGCUGACCCACUCAGAGAAAACUGUGCCUAUCCAUUCAGUGUCAAUUGUGGAGACAGAUCAGAUCUAGAACCCCCUAUAAGCACCCCCAACUGCCCACGUCUGUACGGUAUCUACUCCAACAAGGACAACUGCCGCGUCUUCUACUCUUGCUGGAAUGGUGAAGCUUCAAAAUACGAAUGCCCACCAGGCCUUGCUUAUGAUUCUGAACAACGUGUCUGCGUUUGGGCUGACUUAGUGGAAAGAUGCGACCAAUUCGAAGUUGCCGAAGGAUUCGUCUGCCCUGACCCAUCUGAUGUUGACCAACCAGGUCUUUACAGCCGACACGCCCACCCUACUGACUGCAGAAAAUUCUACGUUUGCAUUGAAGGAACCGCAAGGCCAUAUGGAUGCAGUUUAGGCACAGUAUUUAAUGUUGACAGUCUGCAAUGUGACGAACCUGAAAAUGUUCCUGGAUGUGAAAACUAUUAUGGAGAUCUUGAUGUGAAGACAUUGAAGAAAGCACAAGGUUGAAUGAACUUAUAAUUAGGCAAUCCAUCAUGCCUUUCAGUCAAAGGAAAAGUUCUUGCUUUCUGUUCCAUACAUCUUGUGUACAUUACAUCUCAGCAACUUCUUGCACCAUCUUUCAUUCAACAAUUUAUGAAGUAUCUUCAAUAGGGAAAGACUAAUUUUUAUACACUAUCUUCCAAUAUUUGCUUAAGAAAAGUAUGUUUUUUAAAUAGUGCACCUCACAAAAAUGAACUUGAAUUUUUUAUUUUAUUUAACUUAUUUAAGAUUUUUUGCAAUAUCUCGCAAGUAGAGCUUGCCGUAUUAACACACACACCCCUUGAUUUUAGUUUUCAUCAAAAUUAACGUUACCAGAAUGAGCUGAAAGAUUAGAAAGUUGUACUACUUAAUUUUAUACCUAGCAUUUUUUGAUAAUGCCCCAAACGUGCCAACGCUAGCUUAUUAUUUUUUUUAUUGUAUUGCUUGAUUUAAAAUAUUCGACGACGAAUCAGAGUCAUCAAGUAUGACUUAGAAAAUAAAAAUUGAAAUGUCUUCAUUUACUAGUGUGUUUGUCUGUGUGAAACAUUCAGUCAUGAUGUUUUGAGUUUAAUUCUUUGUAACAAGGAAUAAACUGUGAUGAUGUGUAAAUGUAAAUUUACAUUUUUGGUGUAAAUAAAGAUUUCUACAAACA